Molecule: messenger RNA, 2275 nt
Organism: Musca domestica (house fly)
Lineage: Eukaryota; Metazoa; Arthropoda; Insecta; Diptera; Muscidae
Product: fatty acid hydroxylase domain-containing protein 2
Exons: 5
Coding region: 504-1871 (455 amino acids)
Biological process (GO): sterol biosynthetic process
Molecular function (GO): iron ion binding; C-4 methylsterol oxidase activity
Source: RefSeq, a predicted model, not a curated record
ACAGCGGUUUGAUAGUGAACAAACAAAACAAUAUAUAAAAGAGAAAACUUUUCUUGACAAACAGAAAAUUAAAAAAAAAAUCAACUUAAUGUUUAAUUGUACAGAUACAAAUUAAAAACAUUAAACCAAUGCAUAAAGGCUUGUCUUAAACGGUAAAUCUACAAACCAUUGAAAAAUCGAUUAGAGUUAGGCCAAAGGAUAUCAGUAAAGAAAAAAAUAUACUAGAUAUUUGUUGUAGCAAAGUUAAGUAAUAAUUAAUUACUUUAAAAGGUUCAACGAACCAACGACAAAGGUGAUUGAAAAAUAUCUACUUUCUCAGAAUUCCUUACUAAGGUGGCGACCACCUUGCCAAGGUCACAAGUGAAAAUUUAAAAAUUUUCAAAAAUUACUGCCUUCUCAACAGCAAAUUGACUUUGGUGUCUUGACAACGGCAGAGCGUCUUAGCAACACUUUUAAAACCGUAUUCUUAACCUGGCAACUGAACGAACGGCCUAAUUAAAAACAUGCCACACUCUGAAGGUCAUUCGAAACAACAAAUAAAAAUGCCGUCAACGGCACAAUCUUCAAUACCGGCAUCAUCAACACCGCCGUCCUCUUCAUCAUCGUCGUCAUCGACAACGACAGCAGCAACAUCACCAGCAAUGCUAUCAUCAAAAUCUAUGGCGGCCAAUGCAUUUCUCAUGGAUCCAUCAAAUACUGCUAACAAUACGGUUCUGCAUCCACCACCGCCGCCGCCAUAUCCUUUUACGGAUUCCAAACAACAACCGCAGAUGCCACUGUACAUGCCCACAUCAACCUUUAAUCUGCCGCCACAUCAUCCAAAUGAUAAAAUUCUUUUGGAUAAAACCAAAGGAUUGGAUCUCAGCACUACUCUGUCAUCAUUUGAUGAAGCAUUCGGACCGGCAGUGGUUACCGAACCGAAAAAACGUCGCUGGUUAUCAUCGUUGCACAGUGUCAUAUUUAUCAUCACCUGUGCUCUGGCCAUAUUCAUUGUUUUUCGCAAUGUUCUGACGUGGCAUUUACAGAGCUUCUGGGGUGCCUCAGGAGACUUUUGGCAAGCUCAAUGGGACAAAUUCAUUGAUGUCACAGGUGAUGAUCCCUUUAUGUUUUGGGUAUUCGGUACAAAUAUAUUCACCAUGCUGGUGUAUUGGAUGUUCGGUGGUUUCUACACAUUUAUGGAUCUCACAAAUUGCCCGGCAUUUUUGCGUAAAUAUAAAAUUCAGCCGGGUACAAAUGAACCCGUCGAACGUGCCAGACUACUAAAGGUCAUAUCGAAAGUGGUGACGAAUCAAGUUUGUGUCGGUGUACCCAUUUCGGUGCUGUCGUACAAAUUAAUGCAACUGCGGGGCCUUACCCCAAUACGUGAAUUGCCCACAUUUCAUUGGGUUUGUGUUGAGCUGACAAUAUGUAUUCUCAUGGAAGAGCUGGGAUUCUAUUACUCACAUCGACUGCUGCAUCACAAGAAUAUCUAUAAAUUUAUACACAAGCAGCAUCAUGAAUGGACCGCACCAAUUGCGGUGACAGCGCUCUACUGUCAUCCCAUCGAACAUAUUUUCAGUAAUUUAUUGCCACCCUUUUUGGGGGUCUUCAUUAUGGGUUGCCAUGUGGCCACGGCAUGGAUGUGGUUUGCCUUGGCCAUAUUGUCGACAUUGAAUGCCCAUUCGGGCUAUCAUUUGCCAUUCUUUCCCAGUCCCGAGGCCCAUGAUUUUCAUCAUUUGAAAUUCAAUAAUUGCUUUGGAGUCCUGGGUGUUUUGGAUCGUUUACAUGGUACGGACAGCUUGUUUAGAGCCUCAAAAUCCUAUGCCCGUCAUUUAAUGAUGUUGAGUUUUGUACCACCGCGUGAAGCAUUUCCCGACUCAACAACGAAAUGAACAUGAAUGACAGAUGAAGAUCCUGAAUGCAGUCCCCUCCCCCCCAACACAGGUGGCAGAGGGAGGUCUCAGAUUGUAAAGAAAAGCUUUAACAACAAAAUUCAUAUAAGUUUUGUGUUUAUUUUUUUUUAGUUUAGUUUAAGAGUGAGUAGCAUUGGGGUAUUCUGUGUAAGAAUUGUGACAAUUGGAAUUUCGGUGUCAGAAUUAUGACACUAUAACGGAAUUCGAUAAUGACAAGUUUCACAAUUUCUUUACGAUUUAGUUUAAACUUAGUUUUUAAGUGGUGAAAAUAACUACAAAUCUGUAAUAUUGAGAGUAGAAAAACAACAACACAUUUUAUAAAAUGCAUAUGAAAACCCAGGAUUUAAUAAAGGGAUUCAUAAAUACUUAUGUAUGUAAAAAUG